Molecule: messenger RNA, 951 nt
Organism: Zingiber officinale
Lineage: Eukaryota; Viridiplantae; Streptophyta; Magnoliopsida; Zingiberales; Zingiberaceae
Exons: 2
Coding region: 222-728 (168 amino acids)
Source: RefSeq, a predicted model, not a curated record
AUUAUCUCCAAAAAGAAGCAAUUAAGCAUCUCAAGGACAUGUGGAGCAUAGUUUUUGUGAGUAACAAAGAUUAAUUAGUAUUUAAUUAAUCUUUGUGCUAGCUUAAGUAUCAUUAAGCACCAAAUUAAAAGAGAUAUUAAACUAAUCAAAUCAAAGGAUUCUUGUUGACCAAAUUCUAAAGAACUUUUAAAGCAGUGAAUCGAAAACUCUUCUCCCAAGCCAUGUUGGAAGGCAACGCGGGCUCUGCAACUCCCCUCGGCGGAGCGCCACUCUGGCUCCCCGGAAAGAAGAUGGAAGAAGCCGGCUUCAUGGCGGCGGCACCGGUGUCUUCGAGAGCCCUGGAGAUCGCCAAAAGCCGCGAGGAGCUGCUCCUGCUCCUGCAUGACGUCCCUGAAUCCGAGUACGAGCUCUCCCUCACCGACCUCGUCGAGCGUCGCUCUCUGGCUCCAGCGGCUGGCAAGGAUCAGAAAGGCUCGCCGCCGGUGGCGCGGAAGGAGAAGAAGAAGAAGAAGAGGAGAACCAGCAGCGGCGGCGGAAGCAGCAGUGACGGAGUUCUGCUCAACUUGUACCUACCGUCGUCCUUGUCGCGGAGCCUGACGACGCCGACGAACGGUAGCCGCCGCCGCCCGGCGGCGGCGAAAGAAGAAGACGGCAAGAAGAGGGAUGCAAAACUGAGGAGUGUUGGGUGUUGGAGUGGCCUAUGGCAGAGAGGGAAGAAAAAGAGCUAGCCAUGGCUGAGAAAGCUUGAACUGAACCAUGGCCUUCAUUCUCAUUCUGAUAGACUCUCACCAUUUACAGAGCAACAGCAAAGCUUAUGCUUGGAGUUCUAACAUCUGUUUACACUUUUUUUUGUUUUUUGUAUUUUGUUUUUUGUUUUUUGGUUUUUGUUGUGGGUUUUGUUUGAUUACCAAUUACAAAACAAACAGUAUGAAUGAAUGUUUGGAUAAACCU